Messenger RNA from Sinocyclocheilus anshuiensis, 3461 nucleotides. RefSeq names its product NEDD4-binding protein 1-like. The record is from RefSeq and is a predicted model, not a curated record. Gene Ontology annotation, cellular component: nucleus; PML body. NCBI's taxonomy places the organism in Eukaryota, Metazoa, Chordata, Actinopteri, Cypriniformes, Cyprinidae. Gene Ontology annotation, molecular function: RNA binding. The coding region runs from base 249 to 2591 and encodes 780 amino acids. The transcript has 5 exons. Gene Ontology annotation, biological process: negative regulation of proteasomal ubiquitin-dependent protein catabolic process; negative regulation of protein ubiquitination.
GACAUCUCAACAAACGUCGUCGUCUGCUGAUGACGUGCGCGGGGUUUUCCGGGUGCGACGGCUUGAGAUGUAGGCUAGCAGGCUAACCGAAUAACGUCGAAACACAGAUACUACAGCGCUGUUGACUAACGUCGAGAGUCGGAGGGUGGGAAGUCGAACAUGAAGGGGGUAAACGAUUCAUUUUACAAGGGGUGUUUCUGAAAGUGAAGUCGCCGUGAUCUACAUAGAUUGAUAUAGCUAAAAAUAAAAUGUCAACAACGCGGCCCCUCCUCGGGAUGAAGCGAAUCACCGAGGUAACCUGCACAGAGCCGCCGGGAGGCAGGCAGUCCCCGACCGCCUGCAGAAAGCAGUCCGAGCCGCUCACCGUAGACGAGUUCACGGUACAUGAGGACAAGCAGACAGAGCUCAGAUGCAGCAAACCGAAAGUCGAACAGGUUUUCCAAGUGACAUUCACGAUUAUUGGGCUCUUGGAUCACACUGGAGCCCACGGAAGUAAGGCUUCCAGGCAGAUCUGGCUCCAGCUGAAGGGAAAAAAGGAGGAUGUGUCAAAAGCGAAGGAGUAUGUGAAAGGACUAUGUGACCCAGAGCUUCAGAAGGAAGAAUGGUACCCGGUGGACAUGCACUGCAUUUUUGCUGGUGCUCGUGGACUCUUUUUAGACCGGCUGCUUAGAGACACGAGUGCAGAGGUCCAAGUUCUGGAGCCGGGUCGUCUGAGGUUGAGCGGGCGUGCGGAGGCUGUCGUCAUGGCUCAAAGUCGUGUUCAACAGUUUGUCGCUCUCUUUCAGGAGAAGCGAAGCUUGCCGGCUGACAGAGAGCCCUUGGUUAAGCGCACUUUUAAGACUUUUGUGGAGGACCGGGCUGAUAAAUAUGCCAUGGAGCUGCUUUUGCUGCCCACUGCCCUCAAAGAGGAACUUUUGGGCUUGGCCCAAAGCCCCACGCAGCCUAUAGCUAUCAUAGACCUUGAGCAGGACCGCUCCCAGACUAGCACACCUGUAACAGACCUCUCCAACCGUAUCCUGGACACCACGUUUGAGGAUAAAACCUCAGGUCCUGCCACCACUCCUGAUGUUAUGCCUGGUCUGAAUGGUCGGCCUUGCAACAAGCGGCGGUCCUCUGGAAGCGAGCAGAGGGACACUAAGAGGCAAUACUCAUUGGAGAGGAGAGAAGAGGAGCAGUUGGAUGAGCGACAGCGAGAGCCAAGCCAAACUUGGACAGUUGCGCCUGCGAAAGGGAUGCUAGCAACUAGUGAAUUGACAAAUGAAAGUGAGGUGGUGAGUCCUGAGACUAACUUGCGCUGUCUUGUUAACUUCUUCCGAACCAUGGGCUACCAGCAGGAGGUGGUGGAGCGGGUGGUGCGUGAGACGGGGCAGACAGAAGACACGUUUUUACUUCUGGAACGAAUAGUGGAAGAGACUCAAAAGACCCAGAGAACACAAGGAACACAGUGCACUUCUCGCACUCCCGACCCGAUGCCCUGCGCAAACGCCUUGUCCACCUCUACCUGCAUCAGGCUCAAAGAGAAGGAACGGGCACAGAUGCGAGCUCUUGCAGAGAUCAAGAGCAAAGAAAACAUUAGACCACCUAGCACUAAUGGCAUAGGUCAGAAGAACCAGACAAGCAGUGUGCCACUGGCUUCUGCCACUCUUAAAAGAAACAAUGGUGCACAGACUGAUGUGUGUGAAGUGAUCAUCAUUGAUGACGAUGAUAACGACUUCACAGAGACAGAGAGGAAGCCUCGAAUGGCUGCACUUGAUUUGAAGACAGAGUCCCGGUUUGACUACUUGCCCCGUGGUAGCUCUCAAACAAUGGUUCCAGUCCGGAUGGAGAGUGUGACCAAUCUCCGCAGCUCCUCUCAAGGCCCUCCUCUCCGGAGCACCGAAACACGACCAGGAUGCUCUUACCAGACGCUCCCUGGAAGGGCACCUUUACCUCGCUCUGAGGCACAUAGCACCUCUAAACCAGCACCCCUCACCGGCAUAUCUCGGUUCCAGCAGUCCCUGAGAACCCCCUACCGACUAGUCCUACAAAAUGAACCGGGCUGCUCAGAUCUGCGACACAUCAUCAUCGAUGGGAGCAAUGUGGCAAUGGCGACAGGUGUGACUGAUGCUUUUUUUGGAGACAAUUUGAGGGAGUGUGAAAACGUUGGUGUUGUUGAAUGUAACUCACUGUAUGGAUUUUUCAGACUCUUACAGUUCACCUUUGUAGAAGAUCACUUUAUGAUCCCAGAUGACCCACUUGGAAAGAAUGGACCUCACCUAGAUGAGUUUCUAUUUAAAGACCGUCGAGGUAGUCCCAUAAUGGCCCCACCAAGGACAGACCUUCGGGCAACCCCGUCAGUAUACGCCUCGGCAGCGCAGUCCACAGCACAUCCCUCUUCCCCUUCCCACUGGCCACACUCUGGACCUCCAGACUGGCACCUUCCUCGACUGUCCCCUUCUCCACCUCCACAGCGGUCACCCUCAGAAACCACAGAGCUCAAAAGGAAGUUGUACGACAUCUUUCCUGACCAAAAGCAGCGUAUUGACCGUAUCCUCAGCGACAACCCAUAUAUGAGGGACCUGAAUGCUCUGUCGGGCCUUUUGCUGGGCUGACACACUUUUACACCCAAAAUUGUGGUUUUCACUCUUGUGCAUGGAGGUCACAGGGCUUUUUUCAUUAUUAAGGAAUAUCAUGAUGGAAAAGCGCUGCUACAAGCUUGUAUUUGUUCAAGGGACUUUGUUCAAGCUUUUAUUUGUUCCAUCAACUAAUUUAGAUUAUGAUAUCCGGGGCCCUCUGAUCGACUGCAAGCACAAAAACCUAAGUUAUAAGUUGUUUAAUCGCUUUAAAUAUACGAGAAUGUACAGUCCGAAUGGCAUAUAUUUGAUGUAAAUAUUUGUGAACACAACAGUUGUUUUGAACUGGCUUUGCUUUAAUUACUGCUGAAGGACAAUUUUGAUUUGCAGUUUUUGAUAUGAUUGUGCUUUAUCGAAUUUCUGUUUUUGUAAAUAUUGACAUUAUUGAGCCAACUGAGUACUAGUUUCCAGUCACUCAAAGUGCCCCACUGAAGUGCCCUGUCAUCUGCUUGCAGGACAAAAUUGCUCAUUUCCUGUUCACUAAUUUUAGUUCCCGUUAAUUUUGGUGAUGGUGACGAAUUGCUAUGCUGUUUCUAGGAAUCCCUGGAGACCCCCUGUAUCACCCAAGAGACUGUGAAACAGUUAAAUGGUUUAAAAAGUUUCCAGAUUACUCAGUGACCUGGCACGUCCCUUCCUCUGCCCUGUUGUGCAAGUCACUGUUAAUAUCAAACAGGAAACCAAAGCUGUCAUUGAUGUAAACCUUUGUCCCAGUUUUGACCAUCGUCAAAACCCACGGAAGCGUCACAGACUCGGCAGGCACUGUGGGUAUCUCACAGUAUGGCUGCUGAAAACCUUUUUCUUUUUCUGGAAGGCAGUGUUAAUAAAGGCCAAUUAUGUGUUUAUCAGGAA